AUGAUUUUUAAUAAAUUCACUCUUAAUUUUAAAUCGAAAUGUAUUGAAAAUGAUUAUAGAAAUUUGUAAUAAAUCUACAUAAAGUAGGAAUUCACACUGUUUUCAAUCCAAACACUUUUAUUUUUCACAGCUUACAUAUUAUACUACUUUUAAGAAUAUACAUAUAAUGGAAUUAUUGUAGCAAAUAUUUUGGCCUUUAUGGUUUCAAUAGUGAUGCUGAAAUUCAUAAUUAAUACUCAUCCAUCGUGGAAUGAGUACAUAUUGCCACUACUUUAAAUUUAUAUUGCCUACAUUUGGAAUUUAGAUAACUUUUUCCCCACAACUACAGAAGAUCCCAAUUAUGAUUAUGAUGCCAGUUAUGAAUAUAACUGGUAUUAUGGAUUUCAAGCAUUCUACUUCCACUUCGCAAUAUUGUAACUUGGGUAUCAAAUAUGGCCUUAGGCAAUUGCUCUUAUUGCUAUAUAUAUUUAAUAUGUUACUUAUUACCCUACUUAGACAUUAGAAUAUUUAGCAAUGUGCUUGACUAUAUUUUUAGUAUUUAUAGGAUUAGUUGUCAUGAAAUAUUCAAAUGAAAAGAUAAAAAGGUUAUAAUUUAGGGACAGCAGAGAAUAGAAUAGAUGGAUCAAGAUUAUAGAUUAAGUUUUAGAGUAAUCUAUUGUUGUUAUUAAGUUUGAUCAAAAGUAAGAUUAAUUAAUACUGUAAUAAAUCAAUGAAUUAUCAAAGACAAGAUUAAAAAUAGAAAAUAGUAAGGAAUUAAGGGAAAUGCUUAGAAAUAUUUAGAUGAUUAUUGAAAUUAACAACUUGGAAAAGGAUGAUAUAAAAACAAAGAAUUUAGAGUAAGAGAUAAGAGAUCUCAUAAUUAAAAAUGAUUCCUAUAAAUUAAUUACUCAUUAGGUGGAUGUUAGAUCAAAUGUUUUCAAUAAGGAAUAUAAAGUGAAGUUGAUUCAAUAAGUGUUAUAAGACGAAUAUUGCGUGAUUGCAAUAUUUGAAUAAAAUUUAAGAAAUUAUAAUAAAUAACUCCAAAUUGAAGUUAAGUACAAGGAAAAUAUCUUUUUAUUUUUAUUGAAGUAAUUCUUCUAAUAAAUAAAAACUGCCAAUUCUAAAUUGAAAAUUUUAAAUUCAAUGAUUAAUUUUUAACAAAUUCGUCUAUUACUUUAUGAUGAAAAUCUAAAAUGUAGAAAAUCUUGGAUAUCCACUUCUAUCCUCGUAAGCUAAAUGAAUCUACUAUAUUCAAGGAAGAUCAGAGUUACAAUAAAAAAAGAUAUUUAAGGAUUUGUGACUAAUUAAAUAUAUCUAUUUAGUAUACUAAUGAGUAUUCCAUAAGUUUUUGAUGAAUUUUAAUGUAUGAAAAUCAAGGGCAAAACUAUACUCAAUAUUUAGAGAGUGAAGAUAACUAUGAUUGGUAGAAUGAAUGAUGCAUAAGCUUAUCAAAAAUUGUUUAAAUAAAACUUAAACUUAUGCCAAUCCCUUAAACAAAACUAGAAGAUAAUUUUGAAGCAUCUUUAACAAUUAAUAUCAAAUAAAACUAUGUCGUGUCAAUAUAAAAAUUAGAUAAUAUCAAUCUAUUUAAACAAAUUUCUACUAUGGGAAGGAUUCAGAGAGAAAUAUUUCAACCUGAAAACUAAGGACAUGUUGGCUCAUCUUUCAUUUGAAUUUGAAGUUUGA
Paramecium tetraurelia is the source of this 1665-nucleotide messenger RNA. RefSeq lists its product as uncharacterized. Lineage: Eukaryota; Ciliophora; Oligohymenophorea; Peniculida; Parameciidae. The transcript has 4 exons. The record is from RefSeq and is a predicted model, not a curated record.